AUGGCUUUGAAGCUGAGAAGAAAUAACUUCCACGGCAAUAUGAUGAAUGCUUUUUUGACCGGAGACCCGUUGACAAAACUUGAUUUAAGCGAAAAUAGAUUUUCGGGUCAGCUGCCAAGAUCAUUGACAAAUUGUACCAAUUUAGAGAUUCUCACUCUUGAAGAUAACUCUUUUCAUGACACCUUUCCUUCAUGGCUGGGAACUCUUUCCAAGCUGCAAGUUCUAGUUUUGCGCUCCAACAAACUUUAUGGUUCAAUUCAAGGUUCCACAGCUGUUUCCUUACAGUUCCCUAAGUUACGGAUCAUAGACCUCUCUAACAAUAAUUUCAGUGGUCAAUUGCACCAAAACUAUUUCCAAACAUGGCAUGCCAUGAGGUCUGCCAAUCUUGAGAAUCUUGAAGCUUUGGAUCUCUCUCGAAACAAGCUAUCCGGGGAAAUUCCUCAACAAUUGGUGCAACUCGGCUACUUUUCCAUCUUCAAUGUGUCAUUCAACCAUCUUGAUGGUCACAUUCCUCAAGGGAAACAAUUCGAUACGUUUGAGAACGAUUCCUACGAGGGGAACCCCCGAUUGUGCGGACAACCUUUAUCCAAGAAAUGUCAAUAUUCAAAGGUGUCCACACUUCCACCAACAAGCAAUGUGUCGGAAUCUCUACUCCCAAGUGAAAGAAUUGACUGGAUCAUCAUAUUAUGUGGAGUUGGAAGUGGGCUGGCAGUUGGGAUUGUUAUUGGGAGCAUUUUGUAUACAAGGUAUAGUGAUCGGAUCACAAAGAGGAAGGACAGAUGGGUGAGGCCACUUCUCUCAACCAAUUUGAAAACGAUUUCCGUAUGUCAUUCAAAAAAAUGUUCAUAUGUCAUCCAAAAAGAGAGAGAGAUGGUAAUUCUGAGAAGCAAUGUUUCUGCAUCUGCAGCAAUCAUCAAAGACCUCCUCAUAUUGAGUAACAUCAAGAAAAGGAAUGAUACAGAAAACCUUGCAAAUGAGCACUUCACACAUCUUGCAUAG
This is a messenger RNA of Lactuca sativa (garden lettuce), 999 nucleotides long. Lineage: Eukaryota; Viridiplantae; Streptophyta; Magnoliopsida; Asterales; Asteraceae. The record is from RefSeq and is a predicted model, not a curated record.